AUGGCACCCGAGCAGUGGGUAAAGUUACUUCAAGACGCCAAAAAAACAGCAAUUAUUCAGGAUGGGAAAAGAAAGGUGCAUUUUUUGAUGGGAGAUGGUCGAGAAAUGGUGGAAGAAUAUAGCAUGGAAACUAAUGUUCUUGUGAAGCGAUCAUGGAAAGAGAAAGGAAAAUUGGGACAGGACAUGGGGUGGGUGGUGGAAGUUGGUGAUCCACAGCCAAAAAUUACAGAUAAUUUGGAAACUGUUGGUAUAAGAGAGAGCUCAAGUGCUCCACUGAUCACACGAAGGAUAACUAAAACUGCCUUAGAAUGGAGGAUAAGAAAUUUGUCUUACCCCAAAGAUGUUUAUUCUGUAUCAGCAGAAGAUGAUGGAACAAUAACUGUGCGUACAAGUAACAAAAAGUAUUUUAAAAAAAUGAACAUUCCUGAUUUAGAUCGAAUAGGUUUGAAACCAGAGCAAGAAAGAAUAUCUUUUACACAUCAGUACAAUACUCUUACAAUUACAUACAAAAAACCUCCAAAACUCCUUGCCAUUGAAAAAGACAUAUUUGACAUGGUUUCAAAAUUAAAAGUAGCAAAAGAUGGAGAUGUUCAGUGUCCAACAAGUUAGCAAAAUAAGGAUUUAGGAAAAAUAUUCACUAUGUUUCUGUUCCACUAAA
Messenger RNA from Copidosoma floridanum, 658 nucleotides. Its product is annotated as protein DPCD. The record is from RefSeq and is a predicted model, not a curated record. Lineage: Eukaryota; Metazoa; Arthropoda; Insecta; Hymenoptera; Encyrtidae.